GCCAGUCAGUGUCAGUACGGCAGUACUAGCACGCAGUACGUUGGUAGACGUAGCCCGGUUACGAUAUGCCGAUACGGGAGCGUUUUCGCGUAAUUAUCCUCGCUCUUGUCAGUAUCACGAUUCUCGAUUGUUGCAAUGCUGCGACGACCGACAUCGAGCUCGAUGCCAAAGCACAACAAUUGCACAGGCUCGACAGUCUCAAUCUUUUGUUGUACACAUUUUUAUUAAUUCUCACUGUACUCACCAUUUGGACAUUCAAGCAUCGUAGAUUACGUUUUCUUCACGAGACUGGAUUGGCCGUUAUCUAUGGUCUUAUCAUAGGAGCUAUUAUUCGUUAUGGUUUUACAACAAGCAGCGGAAUUCUUCAUAUGCCAGUGGUCCCUGCAGCGGCUAGCCAAUACAAUGAAUCCAUUCCUCCGGAUUCGCUGUGGCUUGCCUUCCCAGAAAACAAGGGGAGCGGUCACGUGGAGAACAAAACUUUUGCUUACUCAUUCCGUGGAGAAAUUUAUAAAGGGGACAAUGAAAUAGAUCUUAAGGCUACCUUCGAUCCGGAAAUCUUUUUCAACAUCAUUCUGCCGCCAAUCAUUUUCCACGCUGGCUACAGUCUCAAAAGGAAAUACUUUUUCCGAAAUCUUGGAGCGAUUUUGAUGUAUGCGUUACUGGGGACAACGAUAUCCUCAUUCGUCAUAGGGGCUCUGAUGUACGGCUUCAUUCAACUGAUACCGCAUCUCGCUGAAUCGUUCACGUUCCUCGAUACUCUCUAUUUCGGAGCUCUCAUAUCGCCCACCGAUCCACUCACCAUUAUUUCCAUUUUUAAUGAUCUUCACGUCGACGUCAAUCUCUACGCUCUCGUGUUUGGCGAAAGCGUUCUCAACGACGCCGUCGCUAUCGUACUCAGCGGCUCCAUACAAAAUUAUGCGGAACGUUAUCAGUCGGGCUCCGGGAGCUUCGAAACCGUCGCCUUUUUCCAAGCACUCGGAAAUUUCGUUGGAAUAUUCAGCCUCUCGUUGUUCAUUGGCGCGAGCAUGGGAUGCCUCACCGCUUUGCUCACGAAGUUCACAAGAGUUCGGGAUUUUCCGCUCCUAGAAUCGGCGCUUUUCGUUUUGAUGUCGUACAGCACUUUCCUCAUCGCCGAGGCCUCCGAUCUCACCGGCGUGGUUGCUGUAUUAUUUUGUGGUAUUUGCCAGGCGCAUUAUACCUACAACAAUCUCAGUCCGGACUCCCGACAACGAACGAAGCAACUGUUCGAGCUUCUGAAUUUCCUUGCGGAGAAUUUCAUUUUCAGUUACAUCGGCGUAUCGAUGUUCACUUUUCCGAAACAUCACUUCGAUCCUGGCUUCAUUUUCGCAGGAUUUUUUUGUGCACUUCUGGGUCGUGCUGCCAAUGUUUAUCCACUCUCGUUCGUACUGAAUUUGGCGAGAAAGCCAAAAAUACCGAUGAACUAUCAACACAUGCUCUUCUGCGCCGGCUUAAGGGGCGCUAUGAGUUUUGCACUCGCAAUAAGAAACACCGUUUCUGUCGCGAGACAAGCGAUGCUCUCGACCACGAGCCUCAUCGUCAUUCUCACCGUCAUUCUUCAGGGUGGUGGAACCACGCAGUUUCUCAGCUGGUUCAAUAUUCCUGUCGGCGUCGACGAGGAAGUCGAAGGACUUUCGCACUCAAAUGUGAGAAGCUCCGGUGGCGAUGGUGGCUUUGGGAAUCUGGACUUGCGGCGCGAUCAAAGUCCACCGUAUAAUUCUAUGCAGGAUGGCUCUCAAAAUCCGACUGGGAAUGGGCCCGGUAAGCCCAACGAGAAAGCCCUUUUGGCUCGAAUCUGGGGCGAUUUUGACACUCGCUACAUGAAACCGCUCUUGACACACUCGAGGCCAACUCUCCUCGAAACUAUGCCCGUUUGCUGCACACCACUCGCCAGGAUCCUCACCACUGCUCAACAAAUGUCACAGGAUGACGUAACAAGAAAAGUGGAUUCAGACUCGGAUCUGUGUCUGGCGGUGCAAGAAAUGGAUUGGAGCACGAAUAUAGAGCCGAGUUUAUAUCGCGAUGAUGACGAUGAACAAGAGCUGAGAAUCAUCGGAAUGGACGGCUUCAUUCCUUUACGUACACUGUGACGGGAACUAUCCUAUCGAACCAAAAAUCAAUGUUUUUAUUUAUUUUUUAUUUAUAUACGUAUACUUUGGUCAUAAAGAUAUGUAAAUGAAUCGCGAUCGCCGGGAACUCGGAACGCGCGACUGUCCGAAAACCAACAAAAAACACUCACGCCAAAAGUCAAUGUUCCUUAGCGCCUAAGAUUCGGAAAGCUUUUUCUCCCUGGGUCAACAAAAAAUACUGUUUUCUGCGAAUUAUUUCGCAAAAGUGAAUUUUUUGGAACGAUUUUUUCCUACGAAAAUCCAGUUUCAACGCUCCAUUAAUUUUCGAAUUUUUCUGAUGAAACUUUCGGAGGGAACGAACUGUCAAUAUUUUUCAACGAUUCCACACUUCUUGGAAUUCACGAUUCCACCCUUCAAUAAUUUUUUUUCGUUUUUUCGUCCUUUUUUAGACUCGAGGGGAAAAACUUUCUCGGAUAAUAAGAACAAUUCCUAUUUAUUGUUUAAUUUAAUGAAUGUUACAUACACAAGUUAGGUUAAUCGUAAGCUCGCGAGCGACGAAUGCCAAAUUCACACACGGACACGGAUCCGAAAAUACGAUUUUUAUAGUUGAUUUUUCACUGAUUUUUUUUUAUUUCCUUUUUCGAAAAAUUCUGCUUUUUUCUGUGAGAAAAGUGCGAAAAAAUUUAUUCUUCGAUACGUUUGUCACGCAUCGGACAUUAUUUUCGCGGUAACUCUUCGUGUGCGUAUGUCGAUUUAAUUUUAUUCUUAAGACUCAUUGUGUUGUCACGAUUUUCCGACUAUGUAUCAUUAGAAACGAAUUCUGUGAUUUAUUAAUAUAGUACAACUCGUAAAUACGUUUGAACGUAUGAAAAAAACACGUUAAUCAAUUUUCACGAAAUUAUUAUUGGUUGUGUAAUGAUUCUUUACGAAGGGCUUAAAUUCGCCCGGAGAGAUGGAAAAAAACGAUUUUUCAAAUAACUUUCAUAUUUUGUAGUCUCAUCGUUGAUACACGAAGUGUAAAAAGCUUCCAGGAUUAUCUCACGUUUUGAAAGCAUCGACAAAAAAUUUUUGUUUCAAUUUGUAAGCCGAAGCAAGAAAUUUUGAGGAAAAAUUAGCCGGAUCUUGACACUUUUGAGACGAAAAGGAUUCGCUCCUGGAACUUUUCUCCUUUCAUUCUCAUCUUCACAACUCUAGGCAUGUUUUUCUCUCUGAAUGUUGCACGUUUAUCUCCUUUUAUUGAGUUUUAUUAUUUUCGUACGGUCGAAUCGGCGGUUCACUUGUUUAUUUUUUCUUCCGCAGACUCCCAAGGAUCACAAUCGUCCCGUUUAUUAUUCCUGAUGUCUGAGGACGAUCACCAUUUUCUCCAAAUCAUCCCAGUUGUGCGCACCGUUUAUUUGUCCAAGUUUUCUCUUUCGUUUGACCAUCAUUUUGUUCGUUUAUCCGUCUCUUUGUUCCCAAAACAUUGUUUUCUCAUUAUUUUUUGUAUAUUUCUUUUGUAGGCUUUUUAUUUGUGUUUUGGAGAGAGAAAAUCGAUGGGGAGAGAGAAAGAGAGAGAGAGAGCUUUGUUUCGUCGUUUUUCUUCUUAUCGUUUCGUCGUUUUUCAUGAUGCACAGCUUUUUUCUAUUCUUAAUCAAUCGUUUGACAUCGCUGGCGAAACUAUUUAUAAGAAUUUCCCCUUUUUCAGCCUACUUUUCUUACCACUCUUCAUAUUUUUUUCUGUUAAUCUUCAGUAUUAUUGUGUAAAGCUUUGAAAGGCGAAAGUUGUCGAAAGUACGAGAGACUCUAAUCCAAAGUCAGAUGCUUUUUGAUUUUUUUCCAUUUUUCUAUUUAGCCAACUGAAUUCUAUUCUCCCUGCUGGGUUUUGUAGUUUUUCAAAAAAAUUCCUUCAAUCCAAUUGUAUCGGUUACUCAAAGGACGUUUUUUUCAUAGAAAAAAGGCGAAAAAUUUUUGCUAAAACACAAAAACAACGUGAGGAAUAUUGAAGAGGCGAAAAUUCUUGUUAUGUGAUUUAAUACUUUGUGAGGCGCAGCUGGAAACUUUGAUGGGAGAUGUUACUCCGGGACCAUUGCCGCUUCAUACAAGAGUCGCCCUGCCUGGCUUGACCGGUGACCAUUUGUAGGAAAAAACGAACAAACAAAAGAAAUCAUUAAAAACCCAAAAUUGAAAAAGCUCGUGCUGUUUACAACGUCGAAAGAUUUUCGCUCUUAACUGCUUACACUUUUUUCAAACCUAGUGCUACUUGUGUAUUUUUAAAAUAGUGGCUAUCGAUCUUAAUCGUUGAAUACUUAAAAAACGAAAAAAAAAAAACAAAAGGAAAAAUCUGUCACAUUUUUCCAUCGAUGUAAUUUUUUUUCAUUUUUUCCUGUGCUGUCGAAUCGUUCAUCGAUUAUUCUUUCAGUGCAGCCAAAAUUUUGCAAUAAAUUACUGCUCACCAGCCGUCGAAAUUUCAUUGGUGAAUUUCUUUAAAAUUUUUCAUGAAUUUUCCAACCGAAGGAAAAAAUAUUUAUCAUCCUUCAACGAACGCCGAAACGUGAUUUCAAAAUUGUUUGAUUUUUUGUCAAAGGAUGUUUACCGUCCGGUCAAUAAUUUCUCCAAAUUAUCAUCCAACAUGAGUUUCCUACGAGCAAUUUUUCCAGAAUUUUUUAGUCGAUUGAAAAAAUAGUGAACGAACAAUUUGACAGCGAAGGCCCAACUCUCGGUGCCAACUCCGCUAAGUAUUUUCUCGUCUCCUCAUUUCGUAGUAUUUUAAAUCGAGCGAAUCUCUUUGUUGGUUGGGAGACUAAAUAUGUGUAUGAUUUAAUGAUUUGGCUGUGAAGACGUUGUAGGACUUGAUAACGGUAAAUUUACAAGAGAGAAAAACAAACAUACGUAGAAAAAAGUUAGAACUUAAGGAUCCGGUCUCUCUCUUUCUCCGUUAGGCUGUUGCGAUGUAUAAAAAUAAUGAUUAUGAUGAUGAAACAGAAAUAGAUUUUCAACCGAGAGAUCAGAAUUGAUCUCUGUGUAAAAAGUACCUUUGCGAAUUAUUAUAUCUGGGAUACAAUCGAGCAACGAGUUGAAGGCAAAAAAUUAAGAUAUUUAAAAAUAUAUGAAAUAAUUGAGGGAAAAUACAAGAAUCAAAACGAUGGAAGAACGUCAAUUUUUGUAUCUUUUCUUUGACUCCAAUAACACGAAUCUCUGUACAGCUUUCGGCUUAUUUUCAUACUUGGAUUCUACAUAACGAUUAUUUACACAAAAAUAUUCAUUUUUUGUGCCUGAACAAUUUCUCCAUUUAAUACAAUCACCCUCUACACAGGAAUUUAAUUUUUAAUUACAUUGAAUCAAACUGAUUUUGAGGCUGCAAAUGGAGAUUUUCGCGAAACAAUUUCCAAUUAACUGGAAAAAAGUGGUAAAACUCGAUUCAAAUUCUUUUCUUCAUCCUUCCCACAGAAAAAUCUGAUGAAUUAUAAAAAUUUUCUUGAAUUUUUUGGAUUUUUCGGGUUCCAAAAAAUUUUCUUUUUAAAGAAUGAAUAUUUUUGUACUGAUAAAACGAAUUUGUGCUCUCGAAUCCUGGAACAAAACUCAAUGAAAAAACUGAGUAAUUUCUUAACAUUGGAGCUGAGGAGAAGAUACUAAAAAUGGAUAAUUUUCUGGCGUUCUUUGGAUUCGAGUUUUCCUUUCAAAUAAUAUUUAAGAUGCUUUUAUUGCUAUCGAUUUGUUUGUAUAUCUGAUAUCGUAUAUUUAUAUUAAAUGAAUAUAGUAAAUAGAUAUUAUUUAUAAAAUAUACACGGUGAAAAAAAACGAGAAAAAAAUUUCGUUUGUAUUGUAUAACGAUUGGACGAUGAUGUCUGCGAUGCCAUGUAAUAAAUACACAACAAAGAAGAGUGUGUGUGUGUGUUUAAUAUUUGAAGAGAGAAUAAAAGAAAAAAUAAAGAAAAAGUAACUUUGGGUAAGACUCAAA
Venturia canescens is the source of this 6024-nucleotide messenger RNA. It is a transcript of the gene Nhe3, whose product is annotated as Na[+]/H[+] hydrogen exchanger 3. The record is from RefSeq and is a predicted model, not a curated record. Gene Ontology annotation, biological process: proton transmembrane transport; potassium ion transmembrane transport; sodium ion import across plasma membrane. NCBI's taxonomy places the organism in Eukaryota, Metazoa, Arthropoda, Insecta, Hymenoptera, Ichneumonidae. Gene Ontology annotation, molecular function: potassium:proton antiporter activity; sodium:proton antiporter activity. The coding region runs from base 66 to 2108 and encodes 680 amino acids. Gene Ontology annotation, cellular component: plasma membrane; recycling endosome. The transcript is spliced from 13 exons.